Molecule: messenger RNA, 1666 nt
Organism: Drosophila navojoa
Lineage: Eukaryota; Metazoa; Arthropoda; Insecta; Diptera; Drosophilidae
Gene: ND-49L
Product: NADH dehydrogenase (ubiquinone) 49 kDa subunit-like
Biological process (GO): mitochondrial electron transport, NADH to ubiquinone
Cellular component (GO): respiratory chain complex I
Molecular function (GO): oxidoreductase activity, acting on NAD(P)H; quinone binding; NAD binding
Source: RefSeq, a predicted model, not a curated record
AAACUACUUCUAGCCACAUUCGCCUUAAAAAUGCCGCCGCGUAUGGAUAAAAUCCGUGAGAUCGCGGAAAAGCUAUUCACGCCCUCGGAGAUAAGUCGCUUCAAUGCCUUUCGAAACACAUUUUCAAAGAAAUACCUAUCGCCGAGUGCGUACAACUUCAAGUGGAACUUCAAGCGACCCUUAUGGUCAGUGAAAAUGCCCCAGUGGAUAAACUCGCGUUACUUUACGUCUUCGCAGUCUAGCGAGGAGUGCUGUCGCGAGCAGCCGCCGUGCGAUUACGACUGGGACGCUUACCAUCCACGGGGUCCGCCGUAUGAGCCGGGCAACACUCACUAUUGGUAUCCGGAUCCGGAGUAUCUGAAGGAGUCCGAGAAUAUAGUCUUUUAUCCCGUGGGCGAUGAGUGGAAGAAACCGCCGAAUCCGAAGGGAAAGUUCGUUCCGCCCAUUGAUCGCACAUUUCGCUCGAAAUUCGUCAACUUUGGACCUGCACAUCCGGCGGCCCAUGGCGUGCUCCGUAUGAUGCUGGAGCUGGACAACGAGACGGUGUUGUCGGCCGAUCCUCACAUUGGCUUGCUGCAUCGCGGCACCGAGAAACUGAUCGAGCACAAGACAUAUACACAGGCCGUGCCCUAUUUCGCUCGCACCGACUACGUGUCCUGCAUGUCCUGCGAGCAGGCCUACGCCCUGGCCGUGGAGAAGCUGCUGAACAUCGAGGUCCCGCCCCGGGCCAAGUACAUACGCACCUUGUGCGGGGAGCUGAUGCGCCUCACCAAUCACACCAUGGCCAUUGGCACCUCUGUGCUGGACUGUGGCGCCAUCACGCCCCUCUUCUGGCUGUUCGAGGAACGCGAGAAGCUGUACGAGUUCUCCGAGCGUCUGUCCGGGGCUCGUCUGCACGCGGCCUACAUACGGCCCGGUGGCGUGGCCAUGGAUAUGCCUCUGGGCUAUGGCAAGGAUCUGUACCACUUCCUCAAGGACUUCACCCAUCGCAUAGAUGAGGUCGAGGACGUUGUCACCGAUAAUCGAAUUUGGCGCAUGCGCAACAUUGACAUCGGCCGCAUCUCGGCGCACGAGGCACUCAACUACGGCUGCACGGGACCCGUGCUGCGGGCCACUGGGGUCAAGUGGGACCUGCGCAAGCAGCAGCCGUACGAUGCCUAUGCCGCAAUGAAAUUCAAUGUGCCCAUCGGGUCGCAGGGCGACUGCUACGAUCGCUACCUGGUGCGCAUGCGUGAGAUGCGCGAGUCGUGCAGCAUCAUACUGCAGUGCCUGGACCAGAUGCCCCCGGGCAACAUCAAGGUCGACGAUCGCAAGGUGGCGCCGCCCCAGCGCAGCAAGAUGAAGACGGGCAUGGAGGAUCUGAUCCAUCACUUCAAGUUCUUCUCACAGGGCUACAACGUGCCGCCCGGCGCGACCUACACGGCCAUUGAGUCGCCCAAGGGCGAGUUUGGCGUUUAUCUCAUCUCCGACGGCAGCUCGCGGCCCUAUCGCUGCAAGAUUCGGGCUGCCUCCUAUACGCAUCUGGCCCUGCUUAGCAAGCUGUCGCCGUCGUACCUCUUGGCCGAUGUUGUGGCCAUUAUUGGCUCACUGGACAUUGUUUUUGGUGAGAUCGAUCGUUAGCUGUGCCUCUGUUUGAGAAAUUUUUGAAUAAAGAUCUACUACGAAA